GGGUCGGGGCCAUAGAGGCAAAGGUUAUAGAGACAGAGGUCGAGGGGGUCGGGGUCGGCACCGGCAGGACCAGAGUUCAGGGGGUUUGGGGAUAUCGGGGUCGGUGGCAGCGUUGAGGCAUAGGGCUGGCAGCCCCAGCAGCUCACCCAGUGGUCACGUGGACUGAAACUGGGGUGAACAGGCUACUGGUCUUAGUGUGGAGGAACCCGAGUUUCGGAGCAGCGCUCCCAGCGGAGAGCAGGAUGUGCUUGGACACUGAGGCCCCAGGAGAUAGAGCCCGUGGGCACCUGCCUGGGACGGCCUCUGUCCCUCCCAGCUGCCUCUGCUGAACCCUGCAUCCCGAGCAGGGUUUGGACUCUGCUUGAGAUCCAGGCUUGAGGUUUUUAGGUGAAACGUGGGGCUUCCAUGUCACUGUGACAUCCCAGCCUGUGUGCCUGCAGAAAUGACCUUCAGCCCAGACGGCUGUGUGUGUGCCUGCGGCUGUGGUUACACGUCUGUGUAAUAGACAUUUUCUCAGAAAUUAGAGAAAUUUUCCUCUAAAGCCCGUUCUCUGUGGAAAACACAAAACUUCAACUGAUGUGCCUUCUAGCACUGAAAUUUGCAGUAUUAAUAACUCGAGGUAACUUUAGAGAGGCCUUGGGAGACCAGCCCUUUUAAAUUCAGAAAAAUGAUUAAAAAGUGAUGCUUAUGAGAAAUUAGUCAAAGAGUCCUGAUCUCUGUUGUUCUGCUGCCUGGAGGAAGGGAGAGGAAGUGCACAGCUUUGUAGUUCUCAUCUCUUAAAUAUGCUUCCAGGUGAUGGUAUAAUUGCCAGGUGACUCUGGGUGGAUGUUUUUAUUCUCCUGAGACAGACCUCGGUGUGAGCUGAGGAUCAGAGGGCACUGUCAUUGUACCAGCAGAGCCUGAAUUACGGGAUGCUGGACACCCUGACAGGUCCCUGUUUGUGUGUUCCCUCUACAGCCUUAUUAUUAAAAGUGUUACUGUGGAUACAAAAUUUAACUUUUGCAGUUAUUUACAAUAAUUGGUUAGGCUUGUAAUAGUAUGAAGGACAAGCUUCUUAGUAAAGUGUAUAGCUUUUGUAAAGGAAAUAAUUACUUAUGGUCGCUGCAGGUAAGGCCCACACUUCAUUAACAAAAGUAAACGAAUGAAAACAGAAGCGAUUUAGUUGCUGUCUAAACUGACUACGUAUAUCCCAGCUUUUCUAUUUUUUUUUUAUUCUGCUCUUGUUAGGAUUCUGAAUUUAUGAGGUCCAUGUGUACACACAUUUUUCUCUGCUAAAAUAUUGCUGGAGAACCUGGUGUCUGAGCUCUAGGUGUUUUUAGAGCUUGUUUCCAGUCUGUGUCCAGAUGAACAAUUCUGGAACAACAUUCUGCACACUCAUAGACCAUCAGUGACACCAUUACUCCCUCCACAACAAAAUCCAGAGUCUGCCUUGCUCUCUACAUACUGACCUCAGGCUUUCUUUUGAUUUUAUCCCUUAACACUCCCUUGACGAAUGCUUAGUGACUUCCCCUCAGACGUGCUGGGCUUACUUCAUCUUUUGAGUCUCUACCCUUCUGAUUCCAGUUCAUUUUUCAAGAUUUGCCUCGUUCGGGGGCUUCAUCAAGGGAGCCUUUCCUGACCUCCAUCCUCCUGGCCCUCUGUUGGCGUGGGUCCAUGGCAGGCUUCUGUGGCGCUGGAGAAAUGCUAAAGGCAACACCUGGCAUCAUUUUAAGCACUCUACGCAUAUUGUGCUAUUUUAAUCUCGGCAACCUUGUGAGUCUGUUGACUCUUCUGGUGCCUGUCCCUGACGCUUGGGCCGGGAGACAUGCUGAGGAAUGCUUCCUCUGGGGUUUCGACCGGCACGGCUAUUUGUCAUGGCCUCAGAAGCUGCUUGGCUACAGAGACCUGGAAGCUUGGGGAUCUCAAGAUACACCUUGACCAGUGGAGUCUGUCUGAGCCUUGCGUAACCUUGUCACGAUGUACCAGUUUAGUGGAUGAGGUCAUUCAAAUCACAGAAAAAAGUCGCCUUCACCUGCCUGUCAGAAUGCAUGGAAAUCACAAAUCUGGGGUCGUACCUGGAUAUCGAGAACAUCGUCUGGGAGCAUUGAACCCUUCCUACCCCUCCCUCUCUGUACCCCGCCUCCCGUCUGCUCCCACAUGUGGCACUAUUCUAUGUAGGAAAGCUCCAUCCCUGAGCAUUGGGACUAGACCCUGUGAGAACCCUUCCCUGGACCCCUGGCCAGAAAUGGGAUGUGGCCCAGGAAGCAGCCCAUACUGCUAGCUGGCACAUGUGACAAGGACCCCAUCCGUCCCUUGGACACUCUGUCACGGUGCCCUCUUGGGGAGGAGUCUAUCCCUCUGCAGCCAUGGUCACUGUGCCCCUUGACCCCAUUAGUGUUGUAACUGCUUCCACACCUCUCUAGUGAUCAGGAGUUACAGGGUGAGGCUUGCGGGGGCCCUGCCUGGAGCCCCUUGCAGCGAGUCCACUGUCCCUGAGUGUGGUGGCAGGUAUACUGCAGGAGGAGCAGUGUUUCCACCCCCAUGCCUGAGGUCUGCUCCAGCAGGGCGACAGUUUCCUAGGUCAGUGGCUCCAGACAAGGCCAGGCCAGCACGGUGAGGGGCUCAACCCAGAGGCCAUGACCUGAGGCUAAAUCGGAGGAGGGCCGCGUACAGACCAGGAUGGCUGUGGCCGAUCCCUCCCCUGUGUAUACCCCUCUGAGCUCACCCUUCUCAGCUAUCCAGCUAGGUGGGGAGGUGGUCCUGGCUUCUAGAAGUGCCUCACAGCUGUGGGAGGCCCGCCUCAUGCUUCCCAAGGGAAUCCCACAGCGUUUCAGCAGCUUCUGGAAGGAUCCAAGGCUACCCAACUGAAUGGGAAUCUGUGCCCUGAGAAGUUAAUUGGCUUUUGCAGCAAUCCUUACUCCCCCCUCCCUUCCUUCGUAGGAGACGAAAUAUUGGGCCAAAGGGCCAAAGGAUGCCAGGUGGGGGUCUUGGUGCCAUUCCCAGCCAGACUGUUCCUGAAGCUUCCCAGUCCAAGUGUGGGAAUUCCGUUGGUGGUUCUGACACCUGGUGGCCAUACUGGAGACUGCACCUGUGCCAGGGGCUCCCUGUGGCUUGGAUCCUUCCCUACUUUUAAUGUCAACAAUGCAAGAGAUCAUUGCCUUCGACGAGUUAAGGACGGAUUUUAAGAGCCCCAUAGACCAGUGUAACCCUGUUCACGCGAGGGAGCGGCUGAGGAACAUUGAGCGCAUCUGCUUCCUCCUGAGAAAGCUGGUGCUACCAGAAUACUGCAUCCACAGCCUCUUCUGCAUCAUGUUCCUGUGUGCUCAGGAGUGGCUCACCCUGGGGCUGAACGUCCCUCUACUUUUCUAUCACUUCUGGAGGUAUUUCCACUGCCCGGCAGAUAGCUCGGAGCUAGCCUACGACCCACCGGCGGUCAUGAAUGCCGACACGUUGAGCUACUGCCAGAAGGAGGCCUGGUGCAAGCUGGCAUUCUACUUGCUGUCCUUCUUCUACUACCUUUACUGCAUGAUCUACACACUAGUGAGCUCUUAGCUCAGACUGCGCACCAUCAGAGGCUGAGGUCACGUGCUGGUGGCUGGAGAAGGACCCAGAUGGGGCCAUGUGAGAGACACCUGUGGACUGCCAAGGUCACGGAGUGCAGGGGCCGCUGCCCAGCCCGCCCCAGGGUUGCCAUCCCUUCUGGGCCGUGGGACCUCUCCUGAGCCAGGACUGCUGAAGCAGCGGUCCCUGAGCGCACCUCACCCACAGCUCUGUGCCGUGCACACGGAGGCCCGGGACCACGCGGGAGGGGCGGCCGGAGGCUGCACGGUGCCUGCCCAGGAGUGGAAGGACCCAAGACCCAGGCCGCGUCUGGGACCCUCGGAGCCCAAGGGCGUGGCGGGCUACCCGAGCCUCUCGUGUUUCUUCUGACCCCUGGCCAUGGCCUGCGCUUCUGUGGGAGGGCCUGGGGGUGCAUGCAUUCGCCUCUGGCUCUAAAGGCCCUGACCCCGCAGGCCGUCUGCUGUGGGAGAGCCAGCUCAGGACACCAGGAGUGGGGCCUGGGGCUGUGUUGGUCAGGAGUUAUGUCCAAAGUCAAGAGGAGGUGGGAAUCCGAGGGAAAAACGAUUUUUUAAAACCCCGACAUGUUCAAAGCGUUAGUUCUUUGCCACCACAGACCGUACUCUGCUGCCAUCAAUCGCAAACCAUCACAGAAUCAAUGAAUGCAGAUCGAUUGCUCAACAUUGGCAAGGCUGCCUUGUCUCGAGGACCCCAAGCGGCCGCGAGCCCAGAAAUGCUGUGGUGCCUGCUUUGUGCCAGGCGCAUCCGGCGGUUGGGGGGUGACACGGCGGGGUGACAUGACGCUGCGCUGUUCCCUGUGUUAGCUCCACGCGAGGACACUCGCUUAGUUAGAAUUUUCCAUAUGACAUUCUCUCCUCUUCGGGUAGGAGUUGUCACAGGGGGUUGUAAAUAAUGACAAGGCUGAGAUGUUUUGUGUUUAAAUUGGGCACAAUGAUUCCCACUUCAUUCCCCAAACUUCCCUUCCUUUCUUAUGUUUGACACACACAGGCUAUUUAUACCUGUACCCAGCUCCGUCGGGGCCUGUGAGUCAGGGUGAUGGAUGGUGCUGGUAACGCCGAGUGCGCUAUGUUUAAACUGCAGUGGCAGCUCAGUGUCUCACCGACCUGGCUGCUCUCAUUUAAACCCUGUUACAGGCUGGCUUCGCCUCUGAGUGGUUGGUAAACUGGUAGCUUAGAAAAAAAAGUUUUCAAAAGGUGUUUUGCUUCUAAAAAUUGUAGAGAGAACAAAACUCCGAUUUCUGCGCUGAGGCUGAAGGUAUAAAACCGGGGGAUUCCAGGCGGUAUUUUGGGGAGCGACUUGAUCCAGGCAGUGUCCAUCGUCCUGGCUGGGUUUCUGGGGCUCUCAGCCUCGUCUCCGACCCCGUUCCCGGGAAGACCCGCUGUGGGAGCCCUUUCCCAGCCAUGCUUCUCACCCUGGAGCUGUCUUGCUUGUUUUUGUACUUUGCCUCCUUCCAGAAAGCUGUGAAGUGGCUCGUAGUAGCAGAUACAAACACAAAGAGACCAUGGGAAUGGAAGUAGGGAUUUCUGACACACUGACUGCCUGAGGUUCUGUUUACUGAGAUUGAACAUUAAAUGUUGCUUUCCCUUCGCAGUAAAUAGUAGUUCACAUUUGCCUAAAGCUUCACCUUCUACAGAUUGCUUUCACAUCUUAUUUGACCUUCCUCACCAUCCUGUGUGCUCCAUACACUUCUUUUUCCCAUUUUCCAAGUGAGGAAGCAGAGGCUCAGAGAGGGUAAGUGACUUACCUGUAGUCACGCAGCAGUCACAGAUCUGCUUUUAAACCCAGGUUGCCUGACUUCACAAACCCCAUGUCCUUUUCUUUUCUUUCUUUUUUUUUUUUUUAAGAUUUUAUUUAUUUAUUCAUCAGAGACACACAGAGAGAGGCAGAGGCACAGACAGAGGGAGAAGCAGGCUCCUUGCAGGGAGCCUGAUGUGGGACUCGAUUAUGGAUUCCAGAAUCAUGUCCUGAGCCAAAGGCAGAAGCUCAACCACUGAGCCACCCAGGCAUCCCUCCCAUGUCCUUUUCUGUCGCCUGAAAGCCAGCAAAGUAACUUAGGCUCUUGUUACAGUUCCAUUAGUCUGAACUUGAGAAAAGGAGAUCUAAAGACAUAGAGCUGUAGAUGAAGUGCCUCGUUUUCUUCUCCUUCUGUGAGAGCCUCAGACUUGCUUUGCUGUGGCAGGUUCUUCCCCCAAGGGGGUCCUCUGCAGGUGCAGGAACAUCCAAGUACCUCCCUCCUACAGGCUGUGACUAGGAACAACUCUGCUGCUCUGUCAGGAGCUGGAGCCAAUUCUCAGGUCCUGGGAGAAGUGAAUCAUGUGCAUAGAGGUGAGAAUGGUGAGCACAGCUGCUGGAGCAGUGCUGGGUGCCAGGUGGUCACCCCAGGUUAGCGAAGAGGAAGCCAGGGAAGCUUGGGGUGUGUGAGUCUGCCCCAGGGACCGAGCCAGACCAGGGCCCAGCAGUAACCACAGCUCUAAAUCAAGGUGUGGGAGGACGUCAGAGGCCCUCAGCUAGGGAGGGCGGGCAGAGCAAGGGCCAUCAUUAAAGCCCCCUUGUGACUUUCCCCACAUAAUACUGCCUGCUGGGAUAUCUUCACCUGUCCUUGUUGGUCCCACAGAAUCGACCCCAGGCAGGGAGUCAGUGGAGCCGGGGUCAGUGCCCUGGGUAAGUCCCACAGUGGCUGAUGGAUGGCUGUCCCUGCCCAGCAUGGCUCUGGGCACUUGGAAGAGAGGUCUUCAGGGGCAUAGGCAUCAGGGAAGGUGCUGGGGGGACCUGGUACCAGUUUCCUUGGAACAUCAGAGCUGUAGGCCAAAGGCACAGGGUGGAACCUGCUGGGGUCACUUACUUUUCACAUCACCAAAUGACACCCACUGCACGACUUGUUAGGUUAAAUGAGGUAAUAUUUUCAGAGAACCGAGAUGAGCUCCCUGUACAUGGUAAGUCAGGCCCUCCCUCUGUAGGAGCUGGGUCUUCCUUGCCAUCCCCACAGUGCCCUGGGUGCAUCCAAGUCCACGGCCUCUGGGGCAGGGAGGUCACCUGGACCAGCUGUCUGCCGAAUGCCUCAUCCCGUCCACAAUAUCCUGACUCCUCUUCCAGCACCGUGCUUGCCAGCCCAUGGCCACUGCCCUUGGACACUGGCCCUGGCAGGAGUCCUGUAGAGCACAUAUAUGCAUGGUCUCAGUGCCACAAUAUUGCAAAAUAGGAGCUGCCACUGGGUCCAGUUGCAGUUCAAAUAGUCCAAAUGCUGAAGCUGGUGGAAGUUACUCGGGUGACUGCUUGCCCUCCUCCUCCAUCCAAGUGAGGAGGGCAAGCAGGAGCCAUGCUGUCUGAGCUUGGGGGUCUUGUGCAGGCUUCCCGACCUUUCUUGACACUGAGCUUUCCUACCUGGAAGGUGAGGGAAAACACCUGCCCGGCUAGAGUGGUUGUGAGUCCUGUGCAGAUGGCCUGCCUCGUCCCAGGCGCUCGGCCCACGUCGGUCCUCAGGGUGGCUCCCCGCCCGCCCUUGCAGACUGAAGACAGCCUUCCUAAACAGAACCUCAGCUGCCAUCCUUCCCACUCCCAUCCUGCGGCCGGCUGUCCCCCGUGUGCGACCCGAGGACACAGCUCAGCCCUCCCGAGCAGAUCUCCCCUUUCCUUCUAUUUUUAGGCUUGGCAGUUGCACUGAUGUUGAAUGAAGUUGUGGCUGUUGAGACAGUUCUGUUCUCCCUCGAGAGAGAUGAGUAGCACCAGCAGGUGCUUGGGCAGCUGCACAGACCCCUCUCCCAACCUCCCCCAUUCCUACACGUGGGCUGCUCCAAACCAUGCGCUGGUGAGAGUGGUCCAGACCUCAGCAGAGGCUGCGGUCCCUAGGUGUUGGGGGAGGCCCCAGGACUGGGUUUUGGCUGCUCCCGUGCCCAGGAGCCAUGCAGGGUAGCAGGCCACAGCAGGCUUUGCCCCCACAUUGCUACGACCAUCUCUCUGCUGCUCAGCUCUAGCCAGGUGGCUCUGGGUGCCCUGGGAGUGUCUUCUCGUGCUGACCUUGACCUCUUGACCACCAUGUGAUGCCCACAUAUUCCUUCCUUCCCAAAUGGCGGAGUGCUAGGCUGUGGGAGCCAGUUGUUAGGUUUCUUGGGGAUCUUGCUCAACAGCUGUCCAACACAGCCUUUAUAAGAACUGGUUAUGUAAGCUUAGAACAAAAUAAAUUAUACUCAAAACAAAGGUAACGUAGAGUCAAAACUCACCACCUCAUGAUUAUGUCACUACAUUUUGCUGUAUCUGUGCUCUUGAGGUUACGUGUGUUGUCCCAACGGUGGGAUCGAGGUGUCCCCGUGUGCUUUGGUGAGCUUGAUGAUGUGCAGCUGUAGCUUGAAAUUGGCCAUGGUUGGAGUACUUGCACCACAGAAGUGAGCACAGGUGGCAGAUCCAGUCCCCUCCUCCCUUGCAUGCAGUGCUUCUUGUUGGAACUUUACUAAUUCCUGGGGUUCACACCUGGCUGUACACAGUACUCCCAGCUCUGGCACCAAAGGUGAUACUGCAGAGCCAGUGACCAAGUGGCAGGUGGGCGGCCAGUACCUCUGAAGGCAUGGGCACCACAGCACAGUGUCCAGGCCCUCAGGGCCCGACCUGCUGUCACCCAGGCAGUGACACCCAUCCUAAGUCUUGACGGGGUGGGCCUGGAUGUGACGUAAGUAGACUUCUCUGCUGAGUGGAAACAUGCUUUUGUACUUUGGCCUUGAUCCAAGUGCCCUUGAGUCACUGUGGGGGCCGCCAUCCUUCCUGUAUGGUGGGUCCCAUCUCAGGGGUCUUCUGCACCCUCCUACUGCUGGACACAUGUGUCUUGUGUGAAUGCUGGGGUGAAUGCUGACCACACUCCAUCAUGUUAUCCACCCUGUAGGGGAUCUUGGGGCUCAGGGCAUCUCAGUGAGGCCUACAGCUGUGCUUUGCACACAGAUAAGCUCAUGACCUGCAGCUCCUUCUCUGCUGGGCUCUGCAGGCUGGCGAGGGUGGAUGUCUGUUCCCGGCCAGCCCCAGCCCUGCAGCUGCUGAUCAUGCACAUCUCCUCCAGGCAAGACACUGUCCCCCCAGACCAGGCACCACAGGGGCAAAUGCACAUUGGUUGAGAGACUCACCGGCACAAGGAGGCUGACAGCCAGUGGAGAGACUUCCAAGCCACCGUGGCGUUUCUGAGCAGCAGACCCUAUCCCUUCCAGCGAUGCUUGGCAUCUCAGAGAAAUGGCAUCUCCUUUCUGGUAGGGUUACAUCUCUGAGAUGUUAGAGCAGGGCACCUGGGGAAAGUGAGAACCAAUUAAACACCAGUCCCCACAUUAAAUUAUAAUGAAGGCAUCCAUCAGGCCCCCAUUCUGGGGAUGGUCUGCAGCGAUGGAAACAGCAGAACUAGAGGUUCUCAGGGAAAUGCUGCUGGUUCGUGGCCUCACAGGACAGGUCAUCUGAUGCUGUUCUGAUUUUCCCACAGCUCCAUGGAGGGUACAUUUGAUGUCGAGGUGGCAUUCUGGGCUCCGCGGGCUGCGGAGAGCCCUGUGUGUGGAGGGGUGUCAGGUAGA
This is a messenger RNA of Nyctereutes procyonoides (raccoon dog), 9095 nucleotides long. RefSeq names its product cornichon family AMPA receptor auxiliary protein 3 (gene CNIH3). The coding region runs from base 3112 to 3531 and encodes 139 amino acids. The record is from RefSeq and is a predicted model, not a curated record. Gene Ontology annotation, cellular component: dendrite; synapse. NCBI's taxonomy places the organism in Eukaryota, Metazoa, Chordata, Mammalia, Carnivora, Canidae. Gene Ontology annotation, biological process: regulation of AMPA receptor activity; vesicle-mediated transport. The transcript has 10 exons.